Messenger RNA from Mollisia scopiformis, 1628 nucleotides. RefSeq lists its product as uncharacterized. The transcript is spliced from 2 exons. Lineage: Eukaryota; Fungi; Ascomycota; Leotiomycetes; Helotiales; Mollisiaceae. The record is from RefSeq and is a predicted model, not a curated record. The annotation marks the transcript as partial.
CAUCGAGCUGCUCAUGAAUAGCUUUGAUGGUUCGACGAGACCUCCAUUGCACAACGGGGUGUCAAGACGAAUUGACUUUCCUUCGGGGACGUCAUCGGGGGAAUUUUUGAUUGCUAUCUCCCUCUGGAGAACCUCUUUUCAUUGAGCGCUUGGCUUCGUGCUGGGUCUUGAAGAUGAGAACGCAACAACGGAGUGGAGCUAGGGGUGACAUCACUUCGAUAUUGACAAAGUCUCAACAGCGCGCAUGUCGCGAAGGCUUGGUGAGGUUCUUACUGUGCUGUUGCCUGCGAGCUCGACCCGGUUGCGCUCGUCGCGCUCGGAGCCAAGCCAGAAUCUUGAAGCUUAGAAAAUACGAGUUCACGAUUGACUCAUCACCUUCAGACCUUCGCCACCACAUCAAUAGCUAGACGGCUUUGAUGUCCACGAUCCUCUGGCCUGUUCUGCCUACCAUGUAUCUGUUCCUCUCGAAGAUCAUUCUGCAUCUGCACAACGCAAAUGGCGUCCCCUGAAACCCCUCCCAAGUCGCUCGCUUUCGUACACAACACCGAUCUGCCUCAUCCUCUGGGCGUUCUCAGCACCGCUAUCUCUGCAUGGAUCGAGCGCGUCUGUAUCAGACCUAAUAUCCUAACUAAUUACAACCUCGUCCCUUUCGACCUCGCCGAUUACGAUCUCGAACCUCUGAAUCCAUCGAACGAGCUUCAUGGCAAAAUACACGACACCUCCACAUCGACUCCCAAAAAGUCCCUCGCAUGUUGGCAAGAAGAAAUAACCAAGCAUUCAGCAUUCAUAUUACUAUUUCCUUAUCACACCUGGUCGCACUGCACGCCUCUGAAGAAUGCUCUCUCUCCGCCUCUCUACCCUCAUCCCCUUCGAAAACCGAUCCUUCUCAUCGGUUUCGGCAGAGAAGAGCCCUCCAAUACUCGCACAUGGAAACGCAAAUCCUUUCCCAUGAUGAAAGAUUUCUUUCGGGAACAAGGAUUGAAAGUCAUUGACGUAGAAAUCGAACAGUGGAUUGAAGGAAAGAUGCAACUGGGAGUUGUGGAUCCCGAGUUUACUAUAUACGCUGAUUAUUGGGAGGACUGGAUUACGGGAGGUACGAAUGCGUGGCUGGGUGGGCAGCAGGUCGAGGCUUUUGAGUCGAGGGGUUGGAAUAGGUGUCAGGAGGGGGUGAUGAAGAUGGUUGAUGUGCUUGAAGGGAGGGCGAAGACAAGGAAAGGACGAGAGCCUUGGUACAUCAUGGGCAGCUUAGGGCGACUUGAAUGACGCCCUUCCGCAGCUCGAUGAUCGAUCUACCUAGCGCGAAGUAUAGUCUACGGCUACGAAAUAGCGACACCUCAUACCUACAACUUCUUUGCCUUGGGUCUGCGGUGGGAUGUAUUGCAGAUGAUCUGCGAAGACUCUCUACAUGGCCAUGCGAUUGGCCUCUGAUCCAAGUACGGACCCCUGGCUUCUGGCUUGAUUUCACUACGCUCUAUAAUCACAACAAGGACAGUCAUCCGGUAUGCUUGCGCUGAGGAAGCACCGCCAGCAUCAUCUCUAGGGGAUUGGUUAACUAGCUCGGCCAUCCUUGAGACAGCGGAUUCCUAGGUAGAUCCUUGAAUGGCAUGGAGUUGUCCUACUUUCGAGAA